AUGGCCCAGUCUGACUCUGCCACCGCCGCUGAGCCUGCCACCGCCGCAGCCGCGACGACGAGCGUCCCGCCCAAAAAGGCUGCUUCUGCGCCUGAAAAGAAGUACAAAUGCCAGUACUGCAACCGAGCCUUCAGUCGAAGCGAACAUAGGAGUCGACACGAGCGGUCGCACACCAAGGAGCGGCCCUUCAAAUGCCAGAAAUGUCGCAGCACCUUCGUCCGCCGAGAUCUGCUCCUCCGCCACGACCGAACCGUACAUGCGAAGGAUGGCGGUGUACCUCUGCAGUCUGAGGGAAGACAGAAGAAGUCAAGUACAACUACAGGUACCGAUAAAGGUGCAGGCGCAGGGACGAAAGCGGCGCUCUCAACGGCUGCUGCUCCGUCCAAGCCCUCCAUCACUAUCGACCCUGGCACGUUGGAGCAGAUAGAGGCAAGCAGCGAUGGUAUGCUCGACCUUGAAACUGCCGCCAUGUUGAUGACAGACUUCCAACACAAGGCGGCCGCAGCAGCGAACGGUCAUCUGAACAACGGCGAAGGCUCAAUACCCGGCUACUCCCCAGAUCGCAGCUCGCUCCUCGAAUCGUCCGACUAUCUCGGUGGCGCCAACAGCUUACCCCAUAUGCCUUGGGACAGCUUCAUGCCCCAGGGACCUUCGGAGCCCAAGGCGCAUUCCAUGUCCAGCAUGUCGUCGCAAGAUAACCUGUCACAGCCGCCGUUCGUCCACAUGGGAUCGAUACAACCCCAUCAAUCGCAGCUACCGCCCAUCAUGGAACGCACAAGCUCGCUCAGUGCUUCUCUACCCUCCGCUUUCCCUGGUCUGGCAGACACCUUUCCCGUCUCCGGCACCCCUACACCCAAUGCGCUCUCACCGUUUCCGUCCAUGACCGGUCCUGUCUCGCCAGUGAACUAUCGCAAGUCGCCUGGCCCAGCCCAGCCCCUUUCUUUACCCAAAGCUCCACAGUUUAACAACGAAGAUGAGAGAGCUAUGAUUGCUAAUCAACUAGGCGGAGACAUUUCCCUUCCCUCGUUGCCCACAGUCAAUCUCUACCUUACCACCUACUUCAACCUAUUCCACCACCAUCUACCCUUUCUUCACCCUGUCAGUUUCCGGCCCGAGACAACCGAACCGGCUCUUCUCCUUGCCAUCCUUUCUAUCGGCGCGCUGUACAACUUCGACCAGGAACAAGCAUAUCUGCUUCAUCACGGGUCUAAGAAGCUCGUAAACCAGUUCCUUCAGAACAAGGACAAUUUUGACUCGCGGAAAUGCCCACUUUGGACGAUGCAGAGCACGCUUCUCAACAUGGUUUUUGAAAGCUGGAGCGGUGGCUCUCAAGGCUUGGAGUGGGCAUGUUCUAUCAAAAGCCUGCUUGCGAACAUGGUCGCUGGUAACAAAUACGAGCUGAAGCUACGAGUUGAUGCCCGUUCUGGCACUCCACCAACCCAUCAAGAAUGGGUUACCGAAGAAGGAUGUAGAAGAACCUACUAUGCCGUCUACAUCUUCUUUGGCAUGUUGACCUUGACCUAUAAUCACACUCCAGCUAUCAGUUUCAAUGAGUUCGAUUCGUUGCUUCUACCUUCGUCAGAAUCAUUGUGGAACAUUGAACCGAGCGAUGAGGAUUCUUGGCAAGACAUUUUUGCAGCUUCGCCCACGAUCACUGUCAGGGAAGCGCACGACAGUCUAUUCCAGGGUGACGCCGCCAGGUACAGCGCGUUUGCAACUCGUGUGAUGAUCAAUGCACUCUUUUUGGAGGUGUGGAAUCUCAGGCGAAGCUUUGAAUCGUUGCAGGACGUUGUUCUUGAGUGGAAGAUUCGAAUCGCUUUGGAAACUUGGGAGAGAUCCCUUGAUCUUUGCGAACCGGAAACCAUCGUUGUCCCACUCAGCACUCCGCACAAGAGCCACCCGCUCAUUUUCAAUUCAAUGGCUGUGUAUCGAAACACCAGGGCUUUCCUCGAAGUGGACCUUAAGAAUGUCCAAGAAGCUUUGCGCUAUCACAACUCGUAUGAGAUCGCAGGAGCCAUGACAUUAUCCCGAGACGCGGUCAAAAGAACCAAGGAAAUGAUCAAGGUGAUUGAGCAAUGCUACGAGUGCAUGGAGAUUGUUGCGAUGCAGGGCAUCAACUGGGUGACAAAGACUUCUUCAACCAACUGGAGCAUCGAGCAUCCUCUUUGCGGCUUGGAUCUGAUCACCAUUCUGAGUCUAUGGCUCUAUCGCAUCGAGCACGACGAUCAAGAAGCUACGGAUGAAGAGCUUUCCAUGUACAUGAAAGUGCGGGGCCUGUUUGACGACGAUGCUGUCGAUUCAAACGGAUCACGCCUGAGCUCUACUGUUGCUAGAGUCUGGGGGUCUAUGUUGGAUGGUGUGGUUGUUUGGGGAAUCUCAAAAACCAUGGGCGAAUCAUUCAAGCUCCAUGCUCAAGCUCUCGUUGGAUAUGUCGAUGAGCUCCACCUGGAUCCGGUCACCGGCAUGCCACAAGUGUCAGACCAGCUGAUGGGCAUGGAAACAGCAUACUGA
Messenger RNA from Fonsecaea multimorphosa CBS 102226, 2511 nucleotides. RefSeq lists its product as uncharacterized. Gene Ontology annotation, cellular component: chromatin. Lineage: Eukaryota; Fungi; Ascomycota; Eurotiomycetes; Chaetothyriales; Herpotrichiellaceae. Gene Ontology annotation, biological process: regulation of transcription by RNA polymerase II; DNA-templated transcription. The transcript has 4 exons. The record is from RefSeq and is a predicted model, not a curated record. The coding region runs from base 1 to 2511 and encodes 836 amino acids. Gene Ontology annotation, molecular function: RNA polymerase II cis-regulatory region sequence-specific DNA binding; zinc ion binding; DNA-binding transcription factor activity, RNA polymerase II-specific.